CUAUUUUUAAUUUUAAAUGUGUUUUGAAGAAGCAUAAGAAGAUAAAGGAUUAGAGAAAUUUUUGAAAUUGGCUACAAAAUAGUAAAAAAUUUAAGUAUAUUUAGUUAUGAGACUAAGUAUGGAACUCCAUAAAAAAAUUUGAGGGAAAAGGCAAUGACUUUAUGGUUGGAUUUACCAUCAUUUAAGGAUAAAAUGAUAGCAAUGGAAUUUAUGUAAAAGAAGAUAAACAAGAUUGAAUCUUCAUAAACAAAAAUCACUAAAUUUUUUAAAUCAUAUUAAAAACCUUCAACAAAGAAGGAUCAGAAGUAGAAUGAUGUGAUUGAUGACUAAGAAAUUACAGGUCCAUUAAUAGAUAAUAAUACUCCUAAGAAGAGAGAUAGAUCACCAUAUAGUAAAUUUUAUGAAGAAACUUAUUGGAAACUAAAAUUAGAGUAUGAAUCUUUGAAUUAAAAAGAGAUUAGAGAAAUGGUAAAAAGAAAAUGGGAAAGCAAUAGAAAGUUAAUUUAAUAUAAUUGA
Paramecium sonneborni is the source of this 516-nucleotide messenger RNA. NCBI's taxonomy places the organism in Eukaryota, Ciliophora, Oligohymenophorea, Peniculida, Parameciidae. The record is from the annotation of a GenBank genome assembly.